AUGAACAGGUCGACUGUAGGGCAUUUCAAUACUACCCAUCUCACCGGUUCCGACUCCGAGACAUACGUCAGCGCGGUUCAAGCUGUGUUCCACGCCCAGCAAGAAGACACCAUUGGCCUCUUCAGCAUCAUCUAUCAUCCCCCACGAGGCGCCGAUAUCUAUGCCCCAAGCAUGCCGUCAUUACGGCACUCCGCGACGCUCAUCGCCCUGCGUCAAGAGAUAUGGUCCGUCCUGCUCUACCGACGCCCCUUCCGACUUCCCCUCUACGGCGCCGAAGACUGCUCCCAGUUCGAACCUGACAUGGUCGCCGACGACUUCGACUGGGCCAACCGAAUCCUCGUAUGGUGCGCCUACGUCCUCAAGUUCUGCUUCGGCACGUCUUCCGACAACACCAUCGAUUCCGAAGACCCUAAGUCCCGAGUGGAGCAGUGGAACGCCCUCAAAGCCUUCGAGCACAACUGGGACGAACACCUGCCUCCCCACUAUAAGCCCCUGGCAUACCAAGAACGCAACCCUGAAAAGGGCGAUUACUUCCCCAUCAUUUGGCACGCGAACGACUGCCAGGUGCUGGCGUUGCAACACAUCGAGCUGACGAGGAUCAUGUUGGCGGUGCAUAGCGUGAAGAAUCAGAGAUUGGGCAUCGGCGCACAGGCAGCAAACCAGGCUUUCGAGGAGUUGCUGCGAGAUGCGACACGCAAAAUAUGUGGCCUCGCGCUGUCGAAUCACAGGGACCAGCCUGCGAUGGUGACUGCUGGCGUGGGCAUCUCUUUGUGUGGAGAGUACUUUCACGAUCAGGGCGAGCAGCAGGCCAUUGUAGGGUUCAUGGCGAACCUGGAGAGUUUACACGCAUGGCCUACCAGUUCGGUAGUCGAUGCGUUGAGAACUGCAUGGGGCACAAAGUAA
Messenger RNA from Colletotrichum chrysophilum, 903 nucleotides. RefSeq lists its product as uncharacterized. The record is from RefSeq and is a predicted model, not a curated record. The transcript has 2 exons. NCBI's taxonomy places the organism in Eukaryota, Fungi, Ascomycota, Sordariomycetes, Glomerellales, Glomerellaceae. The coding region runs from base 1 to 903 and encodes 300 amino acids.